UCUAGCGACUGCUGCCAAGGGUGGUUGUUGUUAUAGUGAAUUAAAGCUUCAUGUGUCCAACUGAUGUUUGUGAUCAUGCUGUGGUGAGGUUUGUCAGCGUGUGAGCAGGGCUAAGCGUGUAGCGGGACGGAGGGAGGCGGUGAUCCCUUUGUGUCGGGCCUCCUGUAGUCUCCUCCACUGGAAUUAAUUAGGCUCUUUCUAACAGAAGACACCCUUCAGUCCAGCCCAUGUCCUCAAACACACAGCAACAUCAGCACUGACAGACGGACUAUAAAACAUCACACCUGGAAUGGCAAUAAAAGAGGAGCUGAGGAGCCGUCAGUUUUGGCAGGGGAUUCUGGCAGAGACUCUUGGUUCUCUGGUCUUUGUAUCUGCUGUGUUGGGCUCUUUAGUGCCGGGGCCAGACGGGGCCUCCCCCGGGCCCAUUUACCCCGCACUGGCUGCUGGUAUGGCAACUGUGGUUCUGGGAUAUUGCUUUGGUGAAAUCAGUGGCGCUCAGGUGAAUCCUGCGGUGACUGUGGCUCUCUUGGCCACACGUAAGGUGGAUGUGUUGAGGGCCGUGGUGUAUCUGGUUGCUCAGUGUUUGGGUGGGAUCCUCGCAGCUGGCCUCAUGUACCUCUCACUGCCCCUGAAGUCCACAGCACAAAACUACAUCAACAAGGUCCCAGUGGAAAUGAAUGCAGGUCAAGCUCUGGGGAUGGAGAUGCUUGCCACAUUUCUCCUGGGUUUCACUGUAUUUUCUGUGGAAGAUCAACGCAGGAGAGAAAUAAAUGAACCAGGGAAUUUAGCCAUUGGGUUUGCUGUGACCACUGCCAUCUUUAUUGCUGGGAGAUUUUCUGGUGCCAGUCUGAACCCGGCUCGCUCCCUUGGUCCUGCUAUAAUACUUGGAUAUUGGGAACAUCACUGGGUCUACUGGAUUGGUCCAAUAUUAGGUGCAGUUCUGGCUGGAGUGUCUCAUGAGUUCAUUUUUGCCCCCAGUGCAUCCAGACAGAAGCUGGUGGCUUGUUUGACCUGUAAGGACAUUGAGAUUGUGGAGACGGCCAGCGUGUCUCGAUCAUCCCUGUCCACAGUCACACAGAGCGCCAUGAGAAACAAACAAAACAACAAACUGGAGCACAGCUAAGCUUAUGUUUAAGUUCAUUAAGAAUGCAGGCUUUUACAUUUCGUCACAAAAACACAAUCAAACAUGAACAGAACAAAUCUUGUGUAGCUUCUUCAUAAGCAUGCUUAGAUGAAUUGCAAAAAAUAAUUAAAAUUAAGAAUUAUUUUUUUAUUUUGAAGAUAAACAAAUUGUUGAAUCUUUAGAGCAGGGGCUCUCAAAUCUGGCCCAUGAGAUCCACUUUCCUGCAGACUCUAAUCAAACACAUCUGAGCGUGCUAAUCAGUGUCUUUAGGAUCAUUAGAAAAUCACAGGUAGAUGAGUUUGAUCAGGGUUGGAGCUAAACUCUGCAGCACAUUGGCCCUCCAGAGCAAGAUUUGAGAAACCCUGCUUUAGAGCGAAUGUUAAAAAAAAAGUUGUGUACAACAGGUUUUUCAACAAGUUUUAAUCAUGUUGAUAAUUCAGAAACCUUGGAAAUUUGCAUAUCAAAUAUAAUACAGUAGGCUUCAGAUGGUUAACUAGAACAUUAACAUUUAUAAUUUCCAUUAAAGUCUGUAAAUAGAAAUGUUUUAAUACUAAAAUGUUCUGUUGUGGAUCAGAAGCAGUACUAGGUAGUACUGUCUUAAGCUGUCUGUGAAAUGAAUCCCAUUCAUUUCUUACAAAACUCUCAGCUCGCACAUGGGUAGUUAUAAAAGUGCCAAACAUACGCCUGUGUGGCUUGAGCUUGCUAUUAUGGUUCAAUAAUAUUACAUACUUUUUCCUAAAUCUACUGUUAACCUCCAGAAUUUCAGUCUGAGUUUCAUUUUAUGUCUAUAGUUGAAAGUGUUUAACAGCUUUUGAAGUGUUAUAUAUGUCUGUGUUUGUUGAUGUCAUUUUUGUUUAAUUAUUUAUUAUGUAGCAAGAAAUAUAAUUGCAUUCUUUUUGUCUGAUGUACAAGAUUUACUUUGUUUAUAAUUUGGAGCAAAAGUUUGACUUUUCAUUUUUAUGAAUAUUUUUUUUUAAACUCAUCCUGUACUUAAAUUAUAAUCUUGUGUAAAUGAUAUGAAAUAGGAGUACAAGCAUAGCCGCCACAUAUACAAUAACCUCUGCCUUUUUAAUUUUCUUGCAUGACACAAAAAUGUUUUCUUAUGUUUAGAAUUGCUAUGCUACAAAUUAUGCUGAU
This is a messenger RNA of Labeo rohita (rohu), 2260 nucleotides long. RefSeq names its product aquaporin-4. Gene Ontology annotation, molecular function: water channel activity. Gene Ontology annotation, biological process: transmembrane transport. The transcript is spliced from 6 exons. NCBI's taxonomy places the organism in Eukaryota, Metazoa, Chordata, Actinopteri, Cypriniformes, Cyprinidae. The record is from RefSeq and is a predicted model, not a curated record. Gene Ontology annotation, cellular component: plasma membrane. The coding region runs from base 290 to 1123 and encodes 277 amino acids.